CUCACACAACUAGCAAGCAAGAAAUUGCCGCAAACAAAUGGAUUCCAAAGCUCUUCUCAUUUGGUGUUCUUCUCUUCUUCUUGUUCUGCAACCACAUUUCACUUCUGGACAGACUUCAGUUGUUAAAGGCGUUUACUGGUUUUAUGACAGUGGAUUUGCAGCUUCUUCCAUAAAUUCCCCCCUUUUCACUCACCUCCUCUGUGCCUUCGCAGAUCUUGAUCCCAACACUUCCCAAGUCACAAUCUCAUCCUCAAAUCAAGCUCCGUUCCGCGCCUUCACAGAAACUGUCCAGCAGAAAAAUCCAUCAAUCAAAACCCUCCUGUCAAUCGGCGGAGGAGGAUCCAGUAGCUCAGAUUUUGCUUCAAUGGCUAGCCAAUCUAGUUCAAGAAAAUCAUUCAUUGAUUCCUCUAUAAACUUAGCCAGGUCUUACAACUUCCAUGGCCUCGAUCUUGACUGGGAAUUCCCUCCCAAUUCUACUGUAAUGGCGAACUUCGGUACCCUUCUCAACGAGUGGCGAGCAGCUGUUGAUUCUGAGUAUUCCAGUAACACUUCCAGUCCGAAGCUGCUUCUGACCGCAGCCGUCUAUUACUCUUCAAUUCAUGAUGGGGUGAGUUAUCCAGUUCAGGAUAUUGCAAACAGUCUGGAUUGGAUCAAUGUAAUGGCUUAUGAUUUUUACGGGCCUGGCUGGUCUGAAGUUACAGGACCUCCUGCUGCCUUGUACAAUCCCGGAAACCAAGUUAGUGGAGAUGCCGGGAUCACAGCUUGGCUCCAGGCUGGUUUGUCCGCAAAGAAAAUAGUGCUUGGCUUGCCAUUUUACGGUCGCGCUUGGCGGCUAGCGGAUGCUGAUAACCAUGGCCUUUUUGCUGCAACUACUGGAGCCGCUGAGCUAAAUGAUGGGGCGCCAGGUUACCGUCAGAUCAGGGAGUUUAUCAGUGAAAACAGUGCCACAACCACAACAGUUUAUAAUGAAACUGUUGUUACAGAUUAUUUGUACAGUGGAACAACAUGGAUUGGGUAUGAUGAUACUCAGAGUAUUUCUUCCAAGGUUUCAUAUGUUAAAACAAAGGGAUUGCUUGGUUACUUUGCUUGGCAAGUUGGCGCUGACUUCAAUGACAUCCUUUCUACUCAAGCAUUCGAGGCAUGGGGGGCAUAGAG
This is a messenger RNA of Pistacia vera, 1155 nucleotides long. Its product is annotated as class V chitinase-like. Bases 38 to 1153 code for a protein of 371 amino acids. Gene Ontology annotation, biological process: carbohydrate metabolic process; chitin catabolic process. The record is from RefSeq and is a predicted model, not a curated record. Lineage: Eukaryota; Viridiplantae; Streptophyta; Magnoliopsida; Sapindales; Anacardiaceae. Gene Ontology annotation, molecular function: chitinase activity; chitin binding. The transcript has 2 exons. Gene Ontology annotation, cellular component: extracellular region.